UUACAAGAUCUACCAGCAGAGGCCAGGCCUAGGGGACAGAAGAUUUGAUUGGUUAGCACGAAUGACUGCAUUAGCCCCUAAUAGCAGAUGCCAUUAAUAUCUGUGCCAUCUGGUUCAAAAUAAACAUCUGUCUUCACUGACAGUGUUUGAAAAUGAGCCAUGUGUUCUGACAAAAUAUUUUCCCUUGCCUCCUUUGUUCAAGGUAGUGGGCUGGUGUAAAGCACAAAUCUGCCACUUGCUUGUCCGCAUCGGUCCGUGUUUUCCUUGUAUUAUACCAAACCUAGCACCUCUUGUAUGUUUUUUGUAAAGACGGAGUCAUUCUCUCACACUUCAUGCUAAUUAAUAGCUUUCUUAUUUAUAGAAAUAAUCUUUGCUGUAGCUCAUACAGUAUUUCCUGCCCGGUGUCUCAAAUGAACUCCUACUCAUAAACUGACUGAACUCCAUCUCUCACAAGUUAAGCUUUAAUGCGGAAUCUAUUACAUAUUUACGAGAUUACGCAUGCAAUACAAAGGCUUUUUUGUGCAAGAUGAUAAGAGAUAAAAUACUCAUUCAGCGGUUGAUGCCGCAUAUACAGCCAAAUAAAGCAACUUUUCUUUCUUACCUUUCAUUUAAUAUCCAUAUAAUACCAAUUAAUUUGUACAAAAAGUUUUUUUUUUUGAAAGAACAGUGGUCUCAAACACAGCUCUGUAGAAUCCCACCUGCUUAGAAGUUUCUAGUGAUCCUGAAUAACUUGAUUAGCUGGAUCAGGUGUGUUUUACCUCAUGUGCGUUUGGGUUUAGAAGCAUUCUACUAAACAACAUUUUUUUAGCAGCAUUUUACACACGGUAAACACAACACAGGACGAUAAAUACACAUACACGAGACAUAUAUAACGUUAAGAGACCGUAUAAAAAUUAAAUAGCUAAUAAUUAUUGCCUACAAUCGAAUAGACUUGAAUUAAGCUUCUUUCAUUGUGCUGAAAAUAUCAUAGGCUCAAAUGUAACAAUAUUUCAUUUUGAAUUAUCGCCUCAAUGAUGGGUUGGAUGUUAGUGUUGGAAGACAAAAUUCCUUUGUUCCCUGUACAGUGAGACGCUGGCCCUUUAAGAAGAGACAUUUCAAUCUAGGCGUGUUUCCUGCUCCCAAAGAGAAUCCAGCCCUGCUUGCAUCCUACGACACGAAAUUGGAGGAAAGAUUAUUUUACACAUUACUCAGAUAUUCGCUGUAUAAUCGGCAUAGAUCACAAAAGCCUUCAUUCAAAUUGAUUUUGUGUCCUUUUAAGAGAAAAAGGGACGGAGAAUCCUCCCGGGAUAGACGCUUUUAACCAGCCUGAGCAAUGACAUAAAUGUCAGUCGGUCAAGGUCCGCGCUCACUCCAGAUGUGCGUUUAGCGUUUAUGCGCGUUUGUUUCAGCUCAGCCUCGCUUUUCUCGCCUGAACCCUGCGCUCGCUUCGAAGGGGACCGCUUUCGAAUAGCGGCGGCAUGGGAAAUCUUCGCGUUUGGAUGGGGAUUUUGCUUUUCGGCGUUUGACUCGGACCUCAACCAUGGAUUUAAGCGCAGAAGGGCAGAUAUGUAGAGCGACAGACUGAUGGUUUCGAGAAACGCCGAAGAUCCGCGAGGAAGCACGGGAAGAAUCCCACAAACAAAUCGUGCACGUGAAGGAAGAAUCGCGUUUUUUUUUGUUUGUUGCGAAAAAGCUCCUGCAUUGUUUUAUUGCUGACAAUAGCGCUCUGAUCGGCCGUUCGUUCGUCUCAUGUUAAUCAUUUAGUGGACGCGGUUGUGGUUUAUUUCAGGUUCGGUCGAUAAAAGACAAUCUGCUUGCACCUUCGCUACCAUGUCGGCGGUGAUGAUAACGCGGAAGGUUACUCGAAAAUGGGAGAAAUUACCUGGGAAAAACACCUUCUGCUGCGAUGGACGGGUCAUGAUGGCUCGGCAGAAAGGAGUAUUUUACCUGACCCUGUUUCUCAUCAUUGGGACCUGCUCUCUGUUCUUCGCCUUUGAGUGCCCGUAUCUGGCAGUGCACCUGUCUCCUGCCAUCCCUGUGUUUGCAGUGUUGCUUUUCGUCUUUGUCAUGGCCAUGCUGCUCCGAACCAGCUUCAGUGACCCUGGGGUGCUGCCACGGGCCCUGCCGGAGGAGGCCAACUUCAUUGAGAUGGAGAUCGAAGCAGCCAAUGGGAACGUCAUGGCUGGACAGCGGCCUCCGCCCCGCAUCAAGAAUGUUCAAAUUAACAACCAGAUCGUCAAGCUGAAGUACUGCUACACCUGCAAGAUCUUCAGACCCCCUCGUGCUUCCCAUUGCAGCAUCUGCGACAACUGCGUGGACCGUUUUGACCAUCAUUGUCCCUGGGUCGGAAACUGCGUAGGAAAGAGGAAUUACAGAUACUUCUACUUGUUCACACUCUCGCUGUCUCUACUUACCAUCUACAUCUUUGCCUUCGACAUCGUCCACGUGGUUCUACGUUCUGUGGACUCAGGAUUUGUGAGUACCAUAAAAGAAACUCCCGGAACUGUUUUGGAGGUUCUGGUGUGUUUUUUCACCCUCUGGUCUGUGGUGGGAUUGACUGGCUUUCACACCUACUUGAUUUCUCUCAACCAGACCACCAAUGAAGACAUCAAAGGCUCAUGGUCUGGAAAGAACCGUGUGCAGAACCCAUACAGCCAUAAGAACAUCAUCAAGAACUGCUGUGAGGUUCUCUGUGGCCCUACUUACCCCAGUGUGUUGGACAGAAGAGGGCUGAUGCUGGAAGACUCGACUAGCCCCACCCCCUCGGAUGCAUCUGCCGCUUCCACCUAUAAGAGCAGCAACCCUGUUUCACAAACCACAAAAUCCUCGGCUCCCCUGAUUCCCAAUGAACAUACCCCUGAUGAGGCCAAGCCCGGCAUUGGUGCAGGAACCCAGAAGAGCACCAGCUCCCCUAAAGAAGAGAAACCCCCCUCGCCAACAUCCCCCAAUGCUGUCGCCCCUGCAGUCAUCAAAGAGUCGGCCCACUAGCUUCGAAAGCCUUCUUCUCCAGACUUCUCUGAAUGUGCUCACUUAAAGGAACACGCACAGGAAAAACUUGUGACUCGUUCAGAGCAGUGGCCUGUGUUCUCUGAUACUCUUUUGCAGAACGGGACCCCUUCUGCCCGGAUUCUGCGCUAGCACUCCAGACAAAAUCUGGAGGUGUCGAGACACUUCUCUAUGAAUCACAGCAUGAUGAAACUCACAAUGAGGGAAAUGGGGAGCCACAGACUGAAUCGAAUGAGAAUGGGCUAUCCUGAAGCGUAAUGAGGACAUUAUUUCCCUCGUAAGAGCUCGUAAAACGUUCAGUUGUUUUUUCAGUGUCAUUACCCAUUUCUGUAUAGCCUGCCUCCAUUAUUCCUAACCGUUUGUGUGCCCUGUAAAAUCCAUUACUAGCUUCUAUAGUAGUUGUGCAAAAUGCCCUUUGGAUUAGAUGACUUUGUUUUCAAAGUGUGAUAGGGAAAGUGCUUUAGCCAUAAACCUAGGCCCAACAAAACUGCUUUAUUCUGAUGACGGGGCCAUUUGGAUCAGCUUAGUAAGUCAGCUAUAAAUCUCAUUCGACUCCGUGUCAAAACAGAAAGUUAAGCUCAGACUUGAUUUUACAAUCAGCAUGGAUGUUAGAAAGCAGAGGCUGUAAGAUGAGUUUGUGUCGGUGAGUACAGACCGAUCUGCAUCAGUAAGAGUGCCUUAUCUAUGCUCUACCAUUACAUCUACAGAGGACUUCAUAAUGCCCUAAAUCUAUUCAUACCUGUAAGUUAAUCGACUUCAUUUUUAUACGAUGCUAAAGACCUGUCAGAAUGCAAAAAUGCCAUGGAGUAAAUGUACAUAAUGUAAAAAUGACUGAGAAGCUGCAAAUUCCUUACAAGAAGUGCAAAACAUGCCUCGUUUGUUACUAUUAUUUUAAUUUAACAAAGUUUUUUCACAUCCAACUGACAUAUGAGCAACCUUAUUUCCUUUUCACCAAGAGUCAGAUAUUACCAUUUAUGGCCAAAGUAAAUAAAAGAUAAAGUUUAAUUACGUAUGAAAAUUAAAUUCUAGGCAUGGAAAAUGACCAAUUUUUCAAUGUCAUUUAAGCAUGCUUUUGCAUUCAAUUUAAAAACUUGUGCUUGUUUUGCUUUUUCCACACUUUCUUUUCACCACGUUUAAGGUAGCAAAGCUUGCCCCAGUGUAUGAGCAAAUGCGUAUUGUAGUCACCUUUUAAUAAUUUCACUGUAGGAUGUUGAAGGCCACUUGUAAGGGAACACAUUACGGACAGACUUGCGGAUAUCAGGGACCUGUGGACUCGUAUAUUUUUACAUGAAUUCUCAUAGCCAGCUACACAUUUGUUUCAGAGAAGUAAGCAGGGGCAGUAUUGCUAUGUGGACGUAAACCAAGAAUUUGAAUUUGAUUCAUUCGGAAGAGCCAGCUUUAUAAUGUUGCCAGUUCAGUGCCAUCUUACAGCAGUUUCAAGUAUAUAAGCUGGAAUGUUUAUGAGAUUGAUUUUGUUUGAUUAUUUCCUUUACUGAUGUAAAAGUCUUAUAUUUACAGAAAAGGAGUUCUUCAGAAACCAACAGAAUGUGCUUCUAUCAAAUCAUAUUUAAUUUAUAGCAGAUGGGAUUUUUGUGAGUACUAUGGCUUAAACAGUUGUGAUGAUUGUGUGUGUGUGUGUGUGUAUGGAAGAGGAUGUGAAUAUUCAUUUGCUAGCCUGAAGGUAUAUGGGAAUGUGCUUAAAAUUGCGCCGAAUCAAACCCACAAUUUUAUCACGAAAUGUGUCAUAAUAUACAAAUUUACCAAAUGAGGAGCAACAAAAUCAAACUUUAAUGCCAAGUCAGUGUAAUGUAGAAGUUUGGAAUAUUAGCAAAAGAUGGUCUGCUCUAGAUAUUUGGAUAUGAUGCAUAACGUACACAUUAUACGUCAUCACGAAUUAUGUUCACUUUGCUUGGUAAUAACACUGUGAUCAUGUAUAUCCUCAUACUCUCCACUUUCUACUUUAUGAAAUUGUGUGUAUAUGUAUGUUCAUUAAAUUAUAUGGUAUUAUUACAA
Molecule: messenger RNA, 4998 nt
Organism: Puntigrus tetrazona (Sumatra barb)
Lineage: Eukaryota; Metazoa; Chordata; Actinopteri; Cypriniformes; Cyprinidae
Gene: zdhhc9
Product: zinc finger DHHC-type palmitoyltransferase 9
Exons: 9
Coding region: 1810-2967 (385 amino acids)
Biological process (GO): peptidyl-L-cysteine S-palmitoylation; protein targeting to membrane
Cellular component (GO): endoplasmic reticulum; Golgi apparatus
Molecular function (GO): protein-cysteine S-palmitoyltransferase activity
Source: RefSeq, a predicted model, not a curated record